Trichomycterus rosablanca is the source of this 4877-nucleotide messenger RNA. Its product is annotated as mucin-2-like. The transcript has 7 exons. The record is from RefSeq and is a predicted model, not a curated record. Gene Ontology annotation, molecular function: protein binding. NCBI's taxonomy places the organism in Eukaryota, Metazoa, Chordata, Actinopteri, Siluriformes, Trichomycteridae. Bases 1339 to 4575 code for a protein of 1078 amino acids.
UGUAUGGUGUGUGUGUGUGAGGUGUAGAUCAGGCAGGAAGAGUGGUGUGUGUGUGCAGUGUUUGUACAGUGUUUACAGUGUGUGUGUGUGUGUGUGUGUAGUAUGAGUGCAGAGUUUACAGUGUGUGUGUGUGUGUACGGUGUGUGCGUGAGGUGUAGAUCAGGCAGGAAGUGUGGUGUGUGUGUGUGUGUGUGUGUGUGUAGUGUGAGUGCAGAGUUCAGAGUCUGUGUGUAGUGUGUGUGUAGUGUGUACGGUGUGUGUGUGUGAGGUGUAGAUCAGGCAGGACGGGUGGUGGGCGUGUGUGUGUGUGUGUGUGUGUGUGUGUGUGUGUGUAGUGUGAGUGCAGAGUUCAGAGUCUGUGUGUAGUGUGUGUGUAGUGUGUACGGUGUGUGUGUGUGAGGUGUAGAUCAGGCAGGAAGUGUGUGUGUGUGUGUGUGUGUGUGUGUGUGUGUGUGUGUGUGUGUGUGUGUGUGUGUAGUGUGAGUGCAGAGUUCAGAGUCUGUGUGUAGUGUGUGUGUAGUGUGUACGGUGUGUGUGUGUGAGGUGUAGAUCAGGCAGGACGGGUGGUGGGCGUGUGUGUGUGUGUGUGUGUGUGUGUGUGUGUGUGUAGUGUGAGUGCAGAGUUCAGAGUCUGUGUGUAGUGUGUGUGUAGUGUGUACGGUGUGUGUGUGUGAGGUGUAGAUCAGGCAGGAAGUGUGGUGUGUGUGUGUGUGUGUGUGUGUGUGUGUGUGUGUGUAGUGUGAGUGCAGAGUUCAGAGUCUGUGUGUAGUGUGUGUGUAGUGUGUACGGUGUGUGUGUGUGAGGUGUAGAUCAGGCAGGAAGUGUGGUGUGUGUGUGUGUGUGUGUGUGUGUGUGUGUGUGUGUGUGUAGUGUGAGUGCAGAGUUCAGAGUCUGUGUGUAGUGUGUGUGUAGUGUGUACGGUGUGUGUGUGUGAGGUGUAGAUCAGGCAGGAAGUGUGUGUGUGUGUGUGUGUGUGUGUGUGUGUGUGUGUGUGUGUGUGUGUGUGUGUGUGUAGUGUGAGUGCAGAGUUCAGAGUCUGUGUGUAGUGUGUGUGUAGUGUGUACGGUGUGUGUGUGUGAGGUGUAGAUCAGGCAGGAAGUGUGUGUGUGUGUGUGUGUGUGUGUGUGUGUGUGUGUGUGUGUGUGUGUGUAGUGUGAGUGCAGAGUUCAGAGUCUGUGUGUAGUGUGUGUGUAGUGUGUACGGUGUGUGUGUGUGAGGUGUAGAUUAGGCAGGAAGAGUGGUGGGCGUGGCACUUGAGCAGAAAUGAAACUUACCAGCUCAUGUAGGAAGAGUAAAUGAGAGACGGUCGGGAUCAGAUCUACAGCGAUAACGUCAGUCAUGAGUUCCUCAGCUCACCCAAGUUCCUCCACCUCAGACGUGGCUGCACUGGGUUCCUCCACUUCUGCACUGGGCCAUUCACCUCCACCUUACUCCACCUCAGACGUGUCUGCACUUAGGACAUCCUUUAAUUUCAACUCCUCCUCAACCUCCCUCACAGCUUCAGGUUCACCUGGAUUAUUUACCUUUGGUAGGACUUCCACACCUUCCCCCAUUUCCUUAACCUCAGUCUUGAUCUCAGGUUCCUCUGGACUCUCCGCUUUAGGCCAAAGUUCCAUAAUCUCCUCUUCUUCCACCACCUCAGGAAGAGUUUCCAGCAAUUCUCCCACUUCCCCAACCUCAGGCAUGGCUCUGUCAAGUUCCCCAACCUCAGCCACAACCCCAAGUUCCCCUGGAUUCUUCACUGUAGGCCAGACUUUAUUUAGUGCUCCCACUUCUCCAACCUCAGCCACAACCCCAAGUUCUCCUGGAUUCUUCACUGUAGGCCAGACUUUAUUUAGUGCUCCCACUUCUCCAACCUCAGCCACAACUCCAAGUUCCCCUGGAUUCUCCAUUGUAGGCCAGACUUCAUUAAGUACCCCCACUUCCCCAACCUCAAACAAGACCUCAAGUUCCUCUGGACUCUUCACUUCAGGCCAGAUUUUCUUAAGUACCUCCACUUCUCCAACAUCAAACAAGACUUCAGGUUUCCCUGAUUUCUCCAAAUUAGGCCAGAGUUCCAUAAUUUCCUCAACUUCCACCACCUCGGGAGGGGUUUCCACUAAUUCUCCCACUUCCACCACCUCAGUCGCGACUUCAAGUUCUCCUGCCUCCCCCACCUCAGGCAUGGCUCUGUCAAGUGCCCCCACUUCCCCAACCUCAGCCACAACCCCAAGUUCCCCUGGAUUCUCCACUGUAGGCCAGACUUUAUUAAGUACCCCCACUUCCCCAACCUCAAACAAGACCUCAAGUUCUCCUGGACUCUCCGCUGUAGGCCAGAGUUUCAUAAUUUCCUCAACUUCCAGCACCUCAGGCAUGGCUCUGUCAAGUUCCCCAACCUCAGCCUCAACCCCAAGUUUCCCUGGAUUCUCCACUGUAGGCCAGACUUCAUUUAGUGCUCCCACUUCUCCAACCUCAGCCACAACCCCAAGUUCUCCUGGAUUCUCCAUUGUAGGCCAGACUUUAUUAAGUACCCCCACUUCCCCAACCUCAGUUAUGACUUCAAGUUCCUCUGGACUCUUCACUUCAAGCCAGAUUUUCUUAAGUACCCCCACUUCUCCAACAUCAAACAAGACUUCAGGUUUCCCUGAUUUCUCCAAAUUAGACCAGAGUUCCAUAAUUUCCUCAACUUCCACCACCGCAGGAGGGGUUUCCACUAAUACUCCCACUUCCACCACCUCAGUCGCGACUUCAAGUUCUCCUGCCUCCCCCACCUCAGGCAUGGCUCUGUCAAGUGCCCCCACUUCCCCAACCUCAGCCACAACCCCAAGUUCCCCUGGAUUCUCCACUGUAGGCCAGACUUUAUUAAGUACCCCCACUUCCCCAACUUCAAACAAGACCUCAAGUUCUCCUGGACUCUCCGCUUUAGGCCAGAGUUCCAUAAUUUCCUCAACUUCCACCACCUUGGGAGGGGUUUCCACUAAUUCUCCCACUUCCACCACCCCAGUCGGGACUUCAAGUUUCCCUGCAUCCCCCAUCUCAGGCAUGGCUCUGUCAAGUACCCCCACUUCCCAAACCCCAAACAAGACUUCAAGUUCCCCCGGACUCUCCACUUCAGACCAGAGUUCCUUAAGUAUCUCUUCUUUCCCCACCCCAGGAGGGGUUUCCUCCACUUCCAUUCCUCCAGGAACUGGUUCCCUGACCUCCCCCACUUUGCACCCACCAGGACCAGAUGAGUUGACCGGACAGCCAGGCGAGAUAGCCUGUGACUUCUGUGACCAAACCAAUUGCAGGUACAAGGCAGUCAAGUCCUGCUUGAUGUGCUCACUGUCUUACUGCACCCAUCAUCUCAAAAUACACCAGAGACAAGUACGAGUGAAGGGGCAUAUGCUGGUGGCACCAUGCGCUGAGAUGGACCAGCGUGCAUGCCUAACCCAUGGUAGACCUCUGGAGCUGUACUCUGUUAAUGAAGACAGGCUCGUUUGCAGCCUCUGUGUGCAGGAGGGGAUGAAGGUCGUGUCCGUGGAUCAGGAGCGAGAGAAGAGACAGAGCAAGAUAAACCAUGAGAUAGACGUCAUGAAGGAGAAGAUACACCAGCGAGAGGAGAAAGUGAUCCAUUUUAACCAGUCAGCAGCGACCUGUGUGGAUCUGGUUAAGCAGGAGGAGGAGAAGAUAAAGGAGGUGUUUAGAGAUAUUAAAGAGAUAGUUAAGAGGGCAGAGGAGGAGGCACUGCGCCCUCUAAUGGACAGAAGAAUGGAGGUGGAGACCGAUGCAAAGGAUCUUGUGAAGGAUCUACAGGAUGAAAUAACCAAAUUUAAAACCGCCAUCUCAGCUCUACAGCAGAUAAGUUCUGCAGAAGAUCCCAUCGUCUUCCUGCAGACAUAUCCCAGUAGCAUAAAGUUAAACAAGGAUAAAGACUGGAAUAAAGUCGACUUGGACACCAGUCUGACUUUCGGCACCAUGAGGAACAUACUGGUGACCAUGAUGGCUGAUACAAAGACGGAAUUUGAAAAGCUGUCCAGUAUUGAAACUUGGAGGAUUAAGAAGUUUGCAGUAAACGUGACCCUGGAUCCAGACACGGCCAACCCUCAGCUCAACAUAUCCGAGGACAGGAGGGAGGUGAGCAGCCUGAAAGACGACUCCAUGAAGAAGACGGGUGUGGACCAAGACGACAGCUUCGAUAGGUUUGAUGUGUUUGGGAGCAUCUUGGGCAGUUGCUGGCUGGCCGAAGGCAGGGCGUACUGGGAGGUAGAGGUCGGAAACAAGCGAGGAUGGGACGUCGGGGUGGCACUAGAGGAGGCCAACAGGAAGGGUGACCUGUCUCUAAAGCCCAGCCAAGGCUACUGGGUGAUCGUUCAUUACGACGGUGAGCAUUACGCAGCUCUGGAGGACUCACCCAUCCUGUUGUGUCUUCAGAACAAACCCAGUAAAGUCGGCGUCUUCGUGGACUUUCAGGAGAAGCUGGUGUCCUUCUACGACUUAGGAGCCAAAACUCACAUUCACUCGUUUACAGACUGUGAUUUCGGAGGGGGGGUUCGACCGUACUUCAGCCCUCACCUCAAUCAUGAUACACCACUGGUCAUUUGUCCUGAAAUCUAAGAGGUCUGGUUAAUAAUACAGCUGGACAUACGUCCGUUUGCUCUGAGAGUUUGAUAUGUUUAGAUUUUAAUGCCUUAAUUAUAUAAUAUAAUGAUCUCUGGUUUUCCUGACAAUCGUUUAGUAAUAAAUCAGUCAAAUAUUUCACACUGAUGUAGAUUAAGAAGAACCUUUCUAGUGAAAAGGCUCUAAUUUUAUGGAUGAUGCUUUAUAGAUGGUGUGCAGACUUUUCUGAGUUGUUAAUUCUGUCAUUUCGGACAGCAAACGCCAAUAAAUCCUAAUAAAACACUACAUGCAGGAUUCAA